GUUUAGCUUAUCGAAUGAAUAAAAAAACAAUGGGAGUUUAUUAUAGCGUUUUCACUCCACCGCUGCCCUCAUCGUCAUUCUCUCUCAUCCUCCUCUCAUCCUCUUACUCCCCUUCAUCAUUGCCGCUGCCGUCAUCACCAUUCUCUUCAAUUCUUGUGAGUUCUAAUUUAUCAAGGCAAUUUGAGGGGACUCUCUGCUCUUUCUCAAACUAGAUAGCAUAGCUGCUUGUUGAUGCUUCUCAAUCAUCUGAACGACCAAUAUCUCCAACUCUCUUUGGAAUUUUCUUGGAGGAGAUUAACCAUGCUGGAGCUGGUGGGUUGUGGGCUGAGCUUGUAAGCAACAAAGGAUAUUCAAGGACAAUAGGAUCGUGUGGCAUAGCUGGUUUGAAAUUGUUUUCUCAACACAAGUAUUGUUGUUUGAAUUUUAGAUUUUGCUUGCCUACAAAUUACAUGAAUAUAUGAUGCUGGAUAAAGGUUGGGUGCGUCUUCACAGAGCUGAUCCCGAGUACGAGAAAGGGGCAUGGAAUUUUGUGAAAACGGUCACAAGGAACCUGGGAAACCCUGAAAUGAUCUUAUGUCCUUGCAUAGAUUGUCGCAAUGUAGAUCAUCAGCAUGGCAGUAUUGUUGUUGAACAUUUGGUUACAAGGGGAAUGGAGGCCAAGUACAAACAAAGAAAAGAUUGGUAUGAGCAUGGGGAGCAGACAAUUAAUGGUCAUAAAAAUGAGGAAGUGGUCAAUGAUGAGAUAUAUGAGUUAUUUAAAGCUGCCCAAUUUUUGGAUCAAGACUGUAUCAAGCCUACUGAGUUUGUUAAUGAAGAUUGUGUUGAGCCCACUGAAGACAUACAUGAUGAUGAUUUCAUAGCAAAACUAGAAGAUGCAGAAACUCCUUUGUACCCGAAUUGUUCAAACUACAACAGGUUAUCAGCCAUUGUAGCUUUAUAUCGACUUAAAACUCAGAGUGGGUGGUCUAAUAAGAGUUUUAAUGAGCUUCUUGAGACAUUGCCAGACAUGCUUCCAAAGGACAAUGUACUUCAUAAGUCAAUGUACUCAGUGAAAAAGUUUCUAAAGACAUUUGAGAUAGGCUAUGAAAAAAUUCAUGCUUGUGAGAAUGAUUGCUGUCUAUUUAGAAAAGAGUACAAGGACUUGGACAAUUGUCCCAAAUGUGGUGCCUCAAGAUGGAAAAAAAACAAGCGGACCAAUGAGAUUAAAAGAGGUGUUCCGGUUAAAGUUUUAAGAUACUUUCCUAUCAUUCCAAGACUCAAAAGGAUGUUCAGGUCUGAGAAAAUGGCUGAAGAUUUAAGGUGGCAUUUCAAUAAUAAAAGUAAUGAUGGGAAAAUGCGUCACCCUGUUGAUUCGGUGACAUGGGACUUGGUUAAUGAUAAAUGGGAAUCAUUUGCAGUUGAUCCACGCAAUCUUAGACUUGGGCUUUCUACUGAUGGUUUCAAUCCCUUCUCCAUGUUAAGCUCCAAAUAUAGUUGUUGGCCGGUGAUGUUGGUUACAUAUAACUUGCCUCCUGCAUUGUGCAUGAAGAAAGAGAAUAUUAUGCUAACACUAUUGAUUCCGGGUCCAAAGCAACCUGGAAAUGACAUAGACAUUUAUUUACAACCACUUAUAGAAGACUUGGAACACUUGUGGCACAAUGGAGUGGUGGCUUAUGAUGCUUUUAGUAGAACAACAUUCAAUCUCAAAGCAAUUUUGCUAUGGACUAUAAGUGAUUUUCCAGCGUAUGGAAACCUUGCCGGAUGUUGUACAAAGGGAAAAAUGGCAUGUCCUCUUUGUGGAAAGAAUACACAUCAUAGAUGGUUAACUCAUAGUAGAAAAUUUGCAUACAUGGGCCAUAGGAAAUUUCUGUCACCUACACAUUCAUAUCGGGGAAAAAAGGCCUGGUUUGACAACAAUGUGGAACAUGGAAGGAAGCCAAGAAUCUUGACAGGUCGGAAUAUUUCAGUUGCUCUUAGAAAUUUUCCAAAUGAUUUUGGAAAAGGUAGUAACAAAAAAAGAAAAAGGAAUGACAAUGCCGAUCCAUAUUCUGAUGGUGAAGACAAUGAUGAUGUUAAUGAUGACUAUGAUGAUCAAGAGGAGCUAUCAAGGUGGAAGAAAAGGUCAAUCUUUUUUAAUUUACCAUAUUGGGAGGAACUUCCAUUACGUCAUAACUUAGACGUAAUGCAUGUAGAGAAAAAUGUCUGUGAGAGCAUAAUAGGCACAAUGUUGCAUUGUGGUAAGUCAAAAGAUGGACUUAAUGCUCGCAAGGAUUUACAAGAUAUGCAAAUUCGGAAGGAUCUACAUCCUCAACCUCGUGGAAGAAGAACAUACCUUCCUCCAGCUCCAUGGACAUUCUCAAGGUCAGAAAAAAAGAGAUUCUGCAAGAGAUUGUAUGACUUCAAGGGACCUGAUGGUUAUUGCUCAAACAUUGGGAAGUGUGUAUGUUUGGAGGAAUACAAAGUUAUUGGCCUCAAGUCCCAUGAUUAUCAUGUUCUAAUGCAACAGCUGCUUCCGGUUGCUUUAAGAGGAUUGCUUCCGAAAGGGCCUAGAAAAGCAAUACUUCGGUUAUGUGCUUUCUUCAACAAGCUAUGUCAGCGUGUUAUAGAUAGAGAAAAAAUAGCAAUCUUGGAGGAAGAGAUCAUUGAAACUUUGUGCAUGCUCGAAAGGUUCUUUCCACCUUCUUUUUUUGAUAUUAUGGUGCACUUAACGGUUCAUCUUGGAAGAGAAGCCCGACUAUGUGGUCCUGUUCAUUUUCGUUGGAUGUAUCCCUUUGAGAGAUAUAUGAAAACACUAAAAGACUUCGUCCGGAACCCUGCAAGACUAGAGGGGUGUAUUGCUGAAUCAUAUCUUGCAGAAGAGUGCAUGAGGUUUUGUACUGAGUUUCUGAAAAAAACAAUACACAUGGAGGAAAAACAAGUUCGCAAUGACGAUUUUGGCAAUGAAGUGAUUCUCGAAGGUCGUCCAAUUUCUGGAGCCACAUCCAUCACAUUAAGUGAUAGAGAGAAGAAAAUUGCACAUCUUGCUGUGUUAAUGAAUACAGCUGUGGUGGAUCCAUAUUUAGACAUACACUUGGAGGAGUUACAAGAGUCAAACGAACGCCUUAGAAAUGAUGCAACCUUACUUUGGAAUAGACAUACUGAAAAAUUUGCAGAAUGGAUAAAAAAGAAGGUUCCUAUUGAUUCAAAUAAUCACUCGGAGACAUUGAAAUGGAUUGCAUAUGGUCCACGGAGUAGUGCGUUGUCUUUUACUGGGUAUAUUGUCAAUGGGCAGCAAAAGAUACGCAAAACAGUGGGGUGACUUAUGAUGCAACUAGCAUGUGUAGGGCAAGCGCAAAAGAUACUGCACAAGUGCCUGAUUUGGUUACUUACUAUGGAACGUUGACAGAUAUAAUAUUACUAGACUAUCACGUAUUCUAUGUUCCGGUCUUUAGGUGUCAAUGGGCAAAUAAAG
Messenger RNA from Rosa chinensis, 3430 nucleotides. RefSeq lists its product as uncharacterized. NCBI's taxonomy places the organism in Eukaryota, Viridiplantae, Streptophyta, Magnoliopsida, Rosales, Rosaceae. The coding region runs from base 458 to 3277 and encodes 939 amino acids. The transcript is spliced from 10 exons. The record is from RefSeq and is a predicted model, not a curated record.